AUGGAACAACAAGUAUCGGAAGGAUUCGAAGAUCCUCAAAAGAGAAUUUCUGUAAAGAGAUCCAAAGAUGUUCAAGAAAGAAUUAACGAGGAGAGGAGAAUGGCGGUGGUUACGACUAAAGAAAUUCUUCAGGCAAACAUUUUUUCACCUUUGUUUAAUGCAAGGCAAAAUAAUGUGACCUUUGACAUACCACCUCCAAUUUCGGAACCUCUAAUGGAAGCAAAGGAUGCAAUGGAUGCGAUGGAAGAG
Diversispora eburnea is the source of this 249-nucleotide messenger RNA. The record is from the annotation of a GenBank genome assembly. Lineage: Eukaryota; Fungi; Glomeromycota; Glomeromycetes; Diversisporales; Diversisporaceae.